GUGCUGUGCGGCGGGCGGCUCGGCUGUCGGCGGCUGCUGAUCUUCAGGAACACAACAAGGUUGUCUCUGCAACACAGUCCCUUCAGAGUAGUUGACAGAGGAUUGUAUUUGUGCUGACUCCUGCUGGAAUACACCUUUGCUGCCAUCAACUGGCAGGAAGUCUCAAAUACAUCUCCUAGAGGUUACUCUGCAUGUUUGAACUGGACAGUGAAUGCUGGAUCUUAAUCUAACCAGAAACACUACUGUAGCUGAGUGACCCUGAGGUGGCUAGCUACACACUACAAAAUGAAGACACAGAGUCACUGACUUGAAAUCAGAAGUCGAAUGAAUGACGGGGCGCGGUGCGCCUUUAGUAUCCGAAAACUUCCCACGCUACAGUACGUGUGCUAACAUCACGCACAGGUCACCUGACCUUCCCGCAUGCUGGCUUUCCUAGCCCGACGAUGGGGAAGAAGGAGGGCCCAGCGCCAUCUUGAAUCAGGGCCUCCGACGACGUUCGCAAUGUCGGGAGCCGGUUCGAUGCUGGUGCGACUUAACUCUGCCAAGACAGGUCACACUCUUGGGCCUAUGCUACACUGUCACUACUCAUCCAGUGCACAUGCCAACCACAAGUAUGUACCACGGAGAGCUGUCCUUUAUGUGCCUGGAAAUGAUGAAAGGAAACUCCAGAAGAUCCCCAGUCUCCGUGUAGAUUGUGCUGUGCUCGACUGUGAAGAUGGAGUUGCAUUGAACAAAAAGGAAGAGGCAAGGCAGACCAUCGCAAAGGUGCUCAGUCAACCUCAGGUGGCACACACAGACCUGUGCGUCCGGAUCAACUCUGUCUCAAGUGGCCUCGCUGAGCUCGACAUGGAAGUCAUCUUACCCUCUGAAGACCGCCCUCCGACCUUGAUGCUCCCCAAAGUUGAAAACACCGAAGAAAUAAAAUGGUUUGCAGACAGAUUCGCAAAAUACUCAAAGGGUCGGACAGUAAAGGAGCCAAUGAAUUUAAUCACUUUUGUGGAGACAGCAAUAGGUUUGCUGAAUUUCAAGGAUGUAUGUGAAGAAGCUCAACGUCUUGGAGCCUCUGCUGGCUUCCAGCUUGAUGGAGUGGUAUUUGGAUCAGAUGAUUUCUGUGCCAGUAUAGGUGCUACAAGGACUGAAGAUGCCCGGGAGCUUAUAUACGCAAGGCAAAAGGUUGUUGCAACAGCAAAAGCUUUCAGUCUGCAAGCCAUAGAUCUGGUGUAUAUUGACUACAAGGAUGAGAAGGGCCUAAGCAAGCAGUCAAGAGAGGGUGCCCUGAUGGGGUUCACUGGUAAACAAGUGAUCCACCCCAAUCAGAUUCCAGUUGUGCAAGAAGCUUUUUCUCCAAGUGUCGAGAGGGUGAAAUGGGCUUGGGAAUUGAUUGAGGCUUUUGAAGAACAUCAAAAACUGGGAAAGGGAGCCUUCACUUUACAUGGAAGUAUGAUCGACAUGCCAUCUCUGAAACAAGCACAAAAUGUUGUCACACUAGCCACGGCCAUCAAAAAAAUGUGAAAGCUCAAAGAAAUGGGUUUGUACCAUAGAUCACUGGUGAAUGCAGUGGACAGAAGUAAACAGAGGGAGAGAGAGAAACGAUUGCUUGUGUCAAAUGUUAUGGAGGUCACUGCAACACUAAUUAUAUUUUUUAACAAUAUGACACCUUAAGGCCCACACCAUUGUAAUUUAAAAAUAAACAUUUUGUUUAAUCUCUUGGAUACUGUCGUCAUAUGAGAUUGUCUAGACCUAGCACUCCUACUGAGCAUGUAACGAAACCCCAGUAACUUCCUACUGUAUAGUUAGGGUCAUUGAAAUAGGCAAAGCCUUGGUAAUUUUUUCAGAUGUGGCGAUUAGAAGCAGGGUGUACUGGAACUUCUGUGGACAUCUGUUAAUUUCUGCAUCACAUUAAAAUCACUACUUCUGAUCAGAUGUGUCAGCUGGUUAACAGACUGGGGUGCAAGACUGUUUAACUACAGGUUUGUCCAGCUUCUAGCUGGGUAUAUAAACAUAACAAUCAUCCAUUGUCACACAGUACAGAAGAGAUCCAUCCUACAGUGUACAGUGUUACAAAGGGGCAGAUCUUCAGUACUCUGCAACUUAAAUAUACUGUAUUUCCAAGAAUCAGAAUCAGAUUUAUUAUCACUGACGUAUGAGGUGAAAUUUGUUGUUUUGCAACGACAGUACAGUGCAAAGACAUAAAAAUCUAUAAAUUACUAAAAUAAAUAAAUGGUGCAAAAUAAUGCAGUAGUGUUCAUGGGUUCAUGGUGUUGAGAGCUUCAGGAAGUUUAAGGCUUAAAGAAUAAUUUUUAAAAUAUAUUUGACCCUAUCUCAAGGCCAAUACAUCAGCCAUUAGUUCCUCUAUACACAGAAAUUGUACAAUAUAGCUCUUUUAAUAUUCCCUAAAAUAUUUUAAAAAUGAAUGCUGAUUGAUCUGAAGUAUUAAUGGAGAUUGAUUUUUAAUUGUAACACUUCUGUGUGUCAAAUUUAAAAAUGGGUGUGUUCUUAAAUUAUUGACAGGAUAAAUACAGAGAGGGUAUUUUGUUUAGCUGAGGGUUUAGAACUAAGCAGCAUGAUGUUAGGGAAAGAAGUUUCCAUUUAGGACUGAGAUGAGCAAAGGUUUCUCCUUCUAUAAUUCUGGAGAGCCGUAAAAGACUGUGGCUGUUCAAUUGCUGAGUAUACUUCAGACGGGAAUUACAGAACUUCUGCACACAGAGGAUACAGGGAUCAAGUGUGCAAGUGGACUUGAAGCACACGAUCAGCCAUAAUCUUAUUGAAUAGCGGCACAGGACAGGGAACAAGUAGCUUUCUCCCUUUUCUUAUGAUGUUUGUCUUUGCUUCAUUGUCUGUGGUUAAUUGCAUUUUAACAUUUUUAAAAGGCAGUAAUUGAAGUAUAUGAUUAAACAUGCAUUUAUUCUCAUUUAAUUAAGGAACGACAAUUCUGGACCAUCUCAUUUUGUGCCCGCUUCUCUGGACCCAUUUUGUACCUUUAUGCUUCCAAAGGUUUAUUACUUCACCUCCUUGUAUCAGCUGUGGCUCAGUGGGUUGCAGUCCUGACUCUGUUAGCAGGAUAUGGGUUCAAGUCCCACUUCAGAGGCUUGAGCACAAAAUUCCAAGCUGACACUCCAGUGUGGUACUGAGGGCUGUCACAGGUUCAGAUGAGACAUUAAGCUGUGGGACGACUCAGGUAAAUGGAAAAGAUCCUAUGGCGCUAUUUUAAAGAAGAGCAGGGGAGCUCUACAUGGUGUCCUGGGGUCAAUAUUUAUCUCUCAAGCAACAGCACCAAAAACAACUCGUCAUUGUCACAUUGAUCUUCAUGGGAGCUUACUGUGCACUAACUGACUGCCACAUUUUCUACAUUAUGACCACAUUUCAAAAGUGCUUCAUUGGCUGCAGAGCACUUUGGGAAAGGGAAGCAAAAGGUUCUACGUAAAUGCAAGUCUCUGAAUUGAGAAUACUUCACAGUAUCAGUAGUAUUGCUUUCACACAGGGCAAGUGGAGAUGCUAUUUAGCUACACGGUGACUUAAGACUUUCAUCUGGAUAAGGUCAUCAAACAAAGCAAACUAUUUUUGGUGUAUACUUUACUCACUAGGAUUACAGUAAAAUCAAACUUAAGGACAAUCCAAAAAAUCCUUUUCUACAAAUCAGGCUUCUAAUAUAGAGCAAAAAACAAACUACUGGCAGAACUCAGUGGGUCAGGCACAUCUGUGGAGGGAUAGUUGACAUUUCAGGUUGAGACCCUGCUUCAGAAUUCUAAUAUGAAUCUAGGUUUACUAGUAACUCUGGUGGGCAUGUAGGUCAUGUAGCAUUGAAAGCACAAAUAGUGCUGCCAAAAACCCUUCGGCUCCGUAAAUAAUGGAGAAUAGAUGCUACUUGAUAGCACUGAGCAAAAAAAGUACUAAGUAUUACAAAUGUCUUGCAAAUAACAAUUUGAUCAUAACAGCCGAUUUAUCCAGCUUUCCCAGAGUAGAUAGGUCAUUUGAUUUGGCAUUGAAUGCAUACUUUCUUGCAGACAAAAGAAGUUAAGCCAAGGCUUCUCAGGUGGACAUUCAAGACUCUGGGCACCAUUUUGAAGGUGGGCAGGGAAUUCUUCCCAGGUGUCUCAAUCAGUAGAAGAUCUGGACAUUCUCACAUUGCAUGGUGUAGGAUCUUGCUGUGUGCAAAUUGACUGGCAAGUCUCUAACAUUGCAGCAGUGACUAUAUUUCAAAAAGUACUUCAUUGGCUGUAAAUUGCUUUGGAAGGUUUUGAAGUCAUGAAAGAUAAUGUGGAUGUGCAUAUCUCUGAAUAUGAAAUAGACUGAAAUUGAUUGUUUAUUUCACAGUGGUGUGAGAGCGUUCUGCUUUGGAGCUGAUAAUGUAAAUUCAUAGAGAGUCAGCAUUCAAAUAAUGUUAGCAACUGUUUUGGUUCCAUUUAGUAUCAGAUACGUUCAGUAUUAGUUAUAUGUUUAUUUAAAUAUAUGAAUUUUCUUUAUCCAUUUUGCCACACAAUAUUUUUAUAAAUUGUUAAAUUGUAGUGCAUUCCUAGGCUCUCUUAGCGUUGCAUUUAUUUAAACAUGACUGAUUCUUUUUAAAGUGGCUCAAUUUUAUAGUGUGUGAAUACAUGAAUACUGUUCCUUUUGAGAAUAUGAUCAGUGACUCAAGUGAACUGAUUUGUCAGGCAUAAAGGGAUCUCAAUUCUUGUUGGACUUGAUGCUUCACAACUUACCAGAACAAUUCCAGGGCAAAAAUGGUUAAAUGCAAAGAUCAGGUUAAUGUUUCUUCGAGAAGACAGAAGACAAAGGGUUGAUCUAACCAAAAUGCUUCAGAUGAUUGAUGGAUUUGAUAAGAUUGAUGCAGGGACUUUAUUUCAUCCUGGUGGGGACAAGUCCAGAAAAAAAAUGACCGAACCUUGUAUCGAGAAGCAAGCUGUUCAGGGGUGUUGUCGGCAAACACUGAUGACAGUCUGAACCUCUCCCCACUGAAGGCUCUUGAAGCCAGUGGGUGAGCUGCAAAUUUCAAAACUGAGAUUGAUGAGCUUUAGUGAUUGAGGGCAUUACAGAACCAAGACGGUGAGAUGGAGUUAUGAUUUGUACCAGCCACGACCUAAUUACAUGCUGGAAUAGACUCAAGGGGCUGAAUGGUCUUGUCCUAGUUCACUGGUCCAGUCAGGGGCACUCACUUGAGGAGAGCUGGAUUUCUUUCAAAAUAUCUAGGAAUUCUGAUUCACUUCACACUGCUUUUAGCCUUCAUUCUAUAGCAACAUAUGCACCCUCAAUGCAGUUCAUAACUUGCAAGGAUAAGCAUGUGAUUCAGACAUAUUCAAAUAACCAACCCACAACUUGGGCAUAAUUGCGAUUGUGACAAAAGAGACUCGUUAUAUGAAAUUAAAGUGCGUGCUUCCAAAGGCACAAUAAAUGAACUUCAUCUCUCACUGUCAUGUACAAUGUAUACACAAGCCUACCAUAAUACCGCUGCCUGACCCCAACUGUAGCCACAUUAUUUAUUGCAUUCCGCUAACCUAUUGACUUAGUGUUACAUAUAAUUGUU
Pristis pectinata (smalltooth sawfish) is the source of this 5518-nucleotide messenger RNA. It is a transcript of the gene clybl, whose product is annotated as citrate lyase beta like. Gene Ontology annotation, molecular function: (S)-citramalyl-CoA lyase activity. Gene Ontology annotation, biological process: regulation of cobalamin catabolic process. The transcript has 11 exons. The record is from RefSeq and is a predicted model, not a curated record. NCBI's taxonomy places the organism in Eukaryota, Metazoa, Chordata, Chondrichthyes, Rhinopristiformes, Pristidae. Bases 421 to 1512 code for a protein of 363 amino acids.